CAUGCCAAGCCCCUUCCGACACUACGGAAUUCACUCAAAAGCAUGCUUUUUGUAACUAUUUUAUUUUUCAAGAAGUAACUCUAGAGCUUUACACUUUUGCUUGUCAAAAUUCUUGUUAUGAUUUUUUAUUAUUUUUAUUCUGAAAAGAUUUCCAUCUUCAAAAAGUUUGGCAUGUUGAUAAAAAUUGUUUCAGAUUCAAUCUCUGCAGAUUUCUAAUCCAAUUCAGAUUUUUUAGAAGAAGAAGAAGAAGAAGAAGAAGUAGAAGUUAUAGAAAUUAAAAAAAAAAAAUGUUUGUUUUGCUGAAAUAAAAUGUAGAUUACUGUGAUUACCUCAAAAUGCAAUGCAAUGAUUACCUCAAAAUGCAAUGCAAAUUUUGUUACUUUAUAUCGUAAAAAAAAAUAUAUAUAUAUAAAAAAGAUAAUAAAAAAUUUCACAUUUAACAGACCUUGAAUAGUUGAUUUAGAAAAAAACAUUAAAACAAAACCCAUACGUACAAGUUAGCAGUUGCAGAGAGAGAGAGAGAGGCGGGCAAGCUUGAGAGUUGAGAGACAGCAGGCCAGCGGCUGAAGCUUGCGAACGGCGAACCCGAACUGGAACAGCGGGCAAUGGAAACUGAAAGAUAUGGGUUUUGACUUUUUGAACAAUCUGAAAUGAUAUGCCGAUAUGGAUUUUGAUAAAUGUCAUAUGUAAUUUGCCCAAACCUCAAGGGACGUCGAUCGUGAAGGCUGAAAGGCUCUGACUCUCUUGUGCGGCUGUGAAGGCAGACUAACAGUAAAGUGGUAAGUAACUUAAAUCCAAUUGUGAGCUUCAGUGCAAGUGCUUUGUCCUUAAGGCGUAGGUAUGAAACAACAUCGUGGAUCAAACCUGAACAAAUGAGUUGCAUCAUAAGUCUCCAACGUGGUUUCAGUUAUGACUAUCCAUUGGAGCAAGUCGUUCAUCUUCAAGCUCAAGGCCACAUCUUUCGUGCUCAUGAGGAGACCUCAGUGGCAGCUCUAUCACCAUUUGAUCACAGCAUGCAUUCCCAAGAAUCCGUCUGUUUCACUUCGUUGCUUUGCAUCAAAAUCAAAAUCAAAACCAAAACCAAAACCCAACAAUUCCAGGACCAUAGACUUCAUCUCGUUGAACUACAACAUCACGUGUUUAAUCCGAAAUGGUCGAAUCGAUGAUGCCAGGACAAUGUUUGAUAAAAUGACCCAACGAAACACUGUCACGUGGAAUUCAAUGAUUACUGGGUAUGUGAAACGAAGAGAGAUGUCAGAGGCACGGAAACUGUUCGACGAAAUGCCAGAAAGGGACAUUGUGUCUUGGAAUUUGAUGAUAUCCGGAUAUAUAUGGUGCCGUGGGAGUAGAUAUAUAGAGGAAGGGAGGAAUUUAUUUGAUCGAAUGCCUAAAAGGGAUUUUGUAUCUUGGAAUACAAUGAUCAGUGGGUAUGCGAGAAAUGGGAGGAUGGAUGAUGCAUUACGUCUUUUUAAUAGUAUGCCCGAGCGGAAUGUGGUCUCUUGGAAUGCAAUGAUUACUGGGUUUUUACAGAAUGGUGAUGUGAAAAGUGCAGUUGAAUUUUUUGAGAGAAUGCCCACACGUGAUGCCGCUUCCCUUAGUGCACUUGUAUCGGGUCUAAUUCAGAAUGGCGGAUUAGACAAGGCUGCAUCUGUGCUGCUUGAAAGUGGGAAGAGGGAUGAUGGUAGAGUAGAUUUAGUUCAUGCUUAUAACACCUUAAUUGCGGGUUAUGGUCAUAGAGGGAGGGUUGAUGAAGCUAGACGCCUUUUUGAUCAAAUUCCAUUUUACCAUGAUCAAGAAAAUGGUGAUAAUGGGCGGUUUGAAAGAAAUGUGGUAUCAUGGAAUACCAUGAUAAUGUGCUAUGUGAAACAAGGCGAUAUUCUUUCUGCUCGGGAGCUCUUUGACCGAAUGACAGUGCGUGAUACUUUCUCUUGGAACACCGUGAUCAGUGGUUACGUUCACAUGUCAAAUAUGGAAGAAGCCUUAAAUUUGUUCCAUAAAAUGCCAAAUCCUGAUGAUUUUUCAUGGAAUUGUAUGAUCACGGGAUUUUCCCAGAUGGGUAACUUGGAACGUGCUCGUGGUUUUUUUGAAAGGAUGCCCCAGAAAAACCUGGUUUCAUGGAAUUCCAUGAUAGCAGGAUAUGAGAAAAAUGGAGACUGUGUGCAAGCAAUAAAGCUUUUCAGUCAGAUGCAAGUUGAAGGGGAGAAACCUGAUCGACACACCUUGUCUUCGAUUCUCAGUGUUUGUGCUGAUUUUGUGGUGCUGCCUCUGGGUAUGCAGAUACAUCAGCGGGUCAUUAAAGUAUUUAUUCCAGACGUACCAUUAAAUAAUUCCCUGAUUACUAUGUAUGGGAGAUGUGGUGCAAUAUCCGAGGCAAGGGCCAUUUUUGAUGACAUGAAAUUGCAGGAAAAUGUAAUCUCCUGGAAUGCCAUGAUUGGAGGAUAUGCAUCUCAUGGAUUUGCAGCAGAGGCUCUAGAACUUUUUGAAUUAAUGAAGAGGCUUAAAGUGCAGCCUACUUAUAUUACAUUUAUUUCAGUUUUGAAUGCAUGCGCCCAUGCUGGCUUAGUGGAACAGGGCAGGAUGCAUUUCAAAUCCAUGGUUAGUGAUUUUGGCAUUGAGCCAAGGAUAGAACAUUUUGCCUCCCUUGUGGACAUUGUGGGUCGGCAUGGCCAAGUUGAGGAGGCAAUGAACUUGAUUAAAAGCAUGCCCUAUGAGCCAGAUAAGGCUGUAUGGGGUGCACUAUUGGGUGCUUGUAGGGUGCAUAACAAGAUAGAGUUAGCCAGAGUUGCAGCUGAAGCAUUGAUGAGGCUCGAACCAGAAAGCCCUGCUCCUUAUGUGUUGCUAUAUAAUAUGUAUGCUGAUGUUGGCCAAUGGGAUGAUGCAGCCGAAAUUAGGAUUAUGAUGGAAAGAUGUAAUAUCAAAAAGCAAGCCGGAUAUAGUUGGGUAGACUCCUCCAAUUGCUAAUGAUAUUUAUGUACUGAUCGGAAGUUGUGAUCAAAUUUUCAAAGUUUUGACAUUGACAUCAAUUGGGUGCCAUUUGUGUAUACAACACAUCCCAAGAGUUAUGAUUUGCAAUUGUGGAAGUAGAAUUAUGAAGCAAUCAUUUAAAUGCUGCCGAGACAUAUUAUUCAUUUUUACUGCUUUAUGGAAAUGGGACUACACUUGAGGCAUUUUUGAACAUUGGGACCUUCAAUUUGCUUUGGGAGAAUUUGUUCGUGUUGACAAACUCUUGCAGCUAGUGAUGGACCCAGGAGCAGGAAUGCUUAGAGCUUAGAAAGGAAAGAGACAAGAAAGAGGAGCAGCUUAAGUCUGUAUUUUCACACGUUGAAGCAAAAGAUGCUGAGGGUCAUUGUUCAAAGAUUAAAAACUUGUGAAAGUUCCAUAUUUUGUCUGCCUUGUAGUCUCCUGUACGUAUGGCCUAUUCAUGCUUGCACCAGUGUCCGCUUCCUGUUUUUGUUGUUCCAUGAGAGUAUAAAGGAGAAAACUGGUGGGAUUUCUAUGCAAGGGAUUGUUUCUGUAUAGAAAGCAAAGUUGCUGCUGAUGCAUAUGUUGAUAUGGAAUGGUGUUUCAAUGAUCUUAAAGAAAGAAAAGGUUCAUGCCUAGAAAUUUACCGGACAUCGUGUGCUUAUCUGCUCUGCCUUUGUCUGUAAGGAUAUUCCAAGAAUGCCACUUCAUUUUUUUUAGAUCACACUUUGUACGGUAAGGGUAUGCCCUCCUUACCUUUCCACUUAAUUUCUUGAAGUUAAUAUUAUAACUCCUUCAAGAUCUGUCUUGCCAUUUUUGACUCUUUUGUCUGCAUUGAGCAAGAAUUAGAGGAGAGGCAAGCCAGAAAAUUGAAUGCUUUCAAAGUGAAGUUGCCUAUGGGGGAUGGAAUCCAGUGGACUGAGUCAUCAGUUGAUGGUGCAGGAUGCGCAAUGUGAGCUAAGGGACAUGUGAGAGCUCCCAUUGUUGAACUUCUUUUUUUAUUGACAAAAAACUCACACAGAUGGGUGGACUUAGAAGUUUAGUUAAGGGAGGCAAGAUUGAAAUUUUGUAAUAAUUUCAGGGGGGAAAGCAAAAAAUAAUAUGGUAUAUUAGUCAAAAAAAUAAAAAUUCAAGGAGGACAACUGCCCCCCUCACUUACACAUAGGUCCGUCUCUGCACAUGCCUUCACUUUGUUCUUUUAAAGAUUCAAAUCUUUACUUUGCUCUUUUAAAAACUCGAAUCUUCAUCAUCCACUUCGAGAGGUAGAAGAGUUAUCACUCUUUUAAAGACUCGAAUCUUCACCCCUUUUUUUUUUUUUUUUUUUUUUUUUCAGUUAGGUACUCACACACACAUGCAUUCAUGGAGGUUCGAAUCCCUGACUUCUCUUUGAGAAGUAAAAACUUAAUACCGUUAGGUCACUGACUUAUUAAUCCUUAUCUUGUUCUUUUAAAGACUCAAAUUCUCAUCAUCCACUUCGGGGAGAUGGAAGAGCUACCACGCAACCAAGGCACUUUGUCAAAAUGAUGUACAGUUGUAUUGGUCAUUCAUGUUAUUUGUCCUAUCUCAUUGUUGAACUAAUUUUUUAAUUUUUUUUGGUUUAAAUAAUAAGUGGAUGUCUUAUAUCGGGCCUAUGAUUCUUCUUUUGCCAACUCAAUUUUGUAAAAUCAGAGCUCUGAAUAUGUCCACCAAAAAAAAAAAAAAUUAAAUAAAAAGAAUUGGUACAUGUCUAAAUUCUCAAUUGUUUGAAUUUGAAGAUGAACCAUGAUUACUUGUGGCAUGUACUGAAUGGAGAGGGUUGGAUUUUAUUAAAAAGGAAAUUGCAAAAAUAAAAGAAAAAAUCAUUUUGACUUGAGGGGAUGUAGAGUUCUUUGUUCAAAUGAUGGGGAUGGAUCUGCUAUGGAGGUUUGUUUAAAUUAGCACAUUUUGGAGAAAAUAAAUAAAUAACUAAAUAUCAUAAACUCUUUUUUAAAUUAGCACAUUUUUAAGAAAAAAAAAAUAAAUUAAUGCAUAAAUUACAUCGUUGCGUAAUCAAUAUUAGAGUGAUCUCACUUUAAAAUAAAAAAGAAUAUUCAUAUCAAAAUAUCAU
This is a messenger RNA of Cornus florida, 5047 nucleotides long. Its product is annotated as pentatricopeptide repeat-containing protein At1g62260, mitochondrial. The transcript has 3 exons. Gene Ontology annotation, biological process: RNA modification. The record is from RefSeq and is a predicted model, not a curated record. The coding region runs from base 910 to 2961 and encodes 683 amino acids. Gene Ontology annotation, molecular function: RNA binding; protein binding. NCBI's taxonomy places the organism in Eukaryota, Viridiplantae, Streptophyta, Magnoliopsida, Cornales, Cornaceae.